UUUUUUCUAUUUUUUGAUUUUGAUUUUUUUUUUUUUUUUCGCUUUUCUCCUUCGCUGUGCAGCCCGCCCGCCCACCUUAGUUUCCCUUGUUCCCUUGUGGCUGAUAGCCUCUCGCAGUCAAUGCAAGCACUACAGAAGGAUCUGCCUUGGUGUUUAACAGUUCAUUCAUGAUCCCUUUGCUCGAGCAUGAUCUGGCCAACCUCAUUAGGAUAGAUGCCACCUCCUUGUGAGGAGCAUGUAAUAAGAAGUUCUAUCGAGAACCUCACCAAGCACCUUUCUAGGUUCCAUCUUCUCAUUCUGUUUUCGUCUUUUGUUGUUGACUUAGUCUGCCUUUCUUAAUCAAUAGACCCUUCUAUAGACCAUGGCCCAACAAGGGUCAUCGAGACCAUUUCGCCCCAUUGCACCGCGAACGCUUCCAGAUCCUCUGCCGCCGCCGCCUGCUCCUCCGGGGGGUGGAGUUGAAGAGGUCAAGAUAAGGAGAGCAUCUGCAGCUUGCAAUGAAUGCAAAAGACGUCGAACAAAGUGCAGUGCUGAUACCACCGGCCCUCCCUGUGCUGAAUGUGCGCUCCAUGGACGUGACUGUGUUAUCGAUGAGUUUGCAGACAAGCGGCGUAAGGUCGCGGCCAGACGUGCCCAGGAGGAAUUGCGAUAUUAUCGUGGAUUUGUGGAGCAGCUGCUGAAGGCAAUCCGGCAUGGUGAGGGAACAGAUGUGGAAGCAAUUGUUGCCGUCAUCCGGUCGGGUGCAUCUCACGACGAAAUCCGUGCUGUUGUUCGAGGGCUCUUGAAGCGGGACGCGAAAGGGGAGGAAGAUAUGCCGGACGGCGUGGGGCAGGGAACAGAGACCGACGAUACAUCGAAAGACUUGACUCCCGAAGGUUGGUCUUGACCAAGGUUAUUGGAUUUUGCUUCAACUUGGGGAAUCGAUCACCCAUAACGGCCACACAUCGUUCUGCCGUAACUGAUCUCCCUCUACAUCUUCAUAAUCACACUUGUCGUUGGACUGAUCAUUUCGAGCGCCGCACUUGUUUGCUUAAGAAUCCUGCAG
Molecule: messenger RNA, 1045 nt
Organism: Aspergillus caelatus
Lineage: Eukaryota; Fungi; Ascomycota; Eurotiomycetes; Eurotiales; Aspergillaceae
Product: Zn(II)2Cys6 transcription factor domain-containing protein
Exons: 2
Coding region: 362-886 (174 amino acids)
Biological process (GO): regulation of DNA-templated transcription
Molecular function (GO): zinc ion binding; DNA-binding transcription factor activity, RNA polymerase II-specific
Source: RefSeq, a predicted model, not a curated record